GGAAAACAUCACUCGCAAUUCAUACAUACACCCCAGGAUUGCGAUUUCUGCGAUUGCCUUCCGGCUUUGUAUGUUAAAACCUUGGCGUUAUGAAUCUUUCUCUCCUUCAACGUCUGUAUCUGAUAUCCAUCUCGGCCGGGCAAGCGGUUAUGCUUGCGAUGCUAAUCUCGACUCAAGCCGGAGAGGGAACGACUUUUAAAACGGUUGAUUUGAACCAGUUACCACCCGAUGAACCUCCACUGUCGCCCCAAUCCUGUUCCUUGACACCGGAUGAACAUCCAUUGUCGUUUCAACUCUUUUCCUCACCACCGACUCCGCCCUUGGAUGCUUCGGUCGAAGAUGCUAUGACACAGGGAUACCAAAUCGGAAUCCACUCGGCAAGCCCGGCGCCCAAGUCCUUUCUCGUAAACCAAUAUCGUCCAACUGGUGCCCGCAAGCACAACAGUGUUGAUACUAAUGUCGGACCAAGAACCAAGUCGGACCUAAUUGAUUCUAAGGAGAAAAGAAAGAAGGCUCCUCUGAAAUACCAUCAACACAACUGGCCAGCCGAAAAUCAAAGUGCGUCGGCAGGUGAGACUGCCAACAAUGCUCAUCGAUUCGGACAAAUUGAGAAACAGCCACUUAAAAAAAUGAAAAGCUCGCCAACCGAUGAUGAUACAGAAGCCUUCCAACUUGAAGAAAGUGACAAGAAAAUCGUACUUUUCAAUCUCAAAGACUGGAGUUUUGUCGUACAUACGUCAAACAUGGAAAUUGAUAAGGAUGGCCAAACCAGCGCCAAUGAAUUUAUGCCUUCGAAGCUGUUCAGAUUUUUGAAUCAAUUGAAAACGGAGAUCGAAGGAGAACAUGGAGCGAGACGGGAAGCCUCGGCUGAUGAUCAAAACCAUGGCCAAAUGUACUUUUGGAUUUCAAGGGAGUUUGCCACGAGUUUUCUGAGCGUAUAUCGAAGCAAAAGGAACGAGAUUGGCUACCCCACAAGCAUCACACCUUCUGAGAGAGGAUCGCAAAUCUACCUUACAGUCUUGAAACUUGUGGACGAAAAGCUUAAGCUGGAAGAGUACCCGGUCUUCUCGCAAGCAAUUGUGGGCUGGAUCCGCUCCAGACUCGCACACAACUUAGCCACGAUCCCUGACAAAACCCACGUUCGAAACAAACCACUGACGGCCAGGAUUGUUGUGAUCGAACGCUUGACCAAAUGCACCACGUUCCUCAACUUGAUCUAUCUCUCAUUGUUGGGAGAACACGAGAAUGAAGAAUUGACAAAAGGGUACAUCGUCGACUUCUUGGAUUUCCUCAGGAAGCUCUGGCGGGAGAUCGAAAGCGGUAGAUCAAAUGAUCGUCUGUUUCAUGAAACUACGUUUGCCCGGAAAUUGCAUGAUAUGCUCCACUUUAGAAAAUCGUGGGGUCCUACAAACAGUUCGACAAAUGCCAUGGGCAUCUCCUGGGACAUUCUCCAAUACUGGGCAACCCAAAAACCCAUCUUUUUCCCGGAGUGCCCAAACAACCUCUCUGAACUAGUAAACAAGAUAAUCGUGUAUUCCAACUAUUUCACUAUGACUAAUGCAAUCAGAUUGUUGAAUCAGCGCCAUUAUACUCAUUGA
Molecule: messenger RNA, 1598 nt
Organism: Puccinia graminis f. sp. tritici CRL 75-36-700-3
Lineage: Eukaryota; Fungi; Basidiomycota; Pucciniomycetes; Pucciniales; Pucciniaceae
Exons: 1
Coding region: 90-1598 (502 amino acids)
Source: RefSeq, a predicted model, not a curated record